AUGGCCGACGAAAAUGGAGUGCUCGUCUUGAGUCAAGGGGUAGGAUAUGGCAUCGUGGUCGGCAUCGGAGCCUUCUUUGCCCUCAUGAUGUUGGCUAUAACCUACCUUCAGAAUCGCUACACCACUUACUCCACCAAACAGUCUGAAGAGUUCAACACCGCAUCGCGAAGCGUCAAACCGGGGCUAAUCGCAGCGGGUAUCGUCAGCUCGUGGACAUGGAGCUCGACACUUCUCACGUCCAGCACCUUUGCUUACUCGUACGGAAUAGGUGGCCCAAUGUGGUACGCCGCAAUGGGAUCAUCACAGAUCCUCCUUUUCUCGUUGAUUGCCAUAAAGAUCAAGACCAACGCCCCCGGCGCUCAUACCUUCCCGGAGAUCAUCCUUGCGCACCAUGGACGCUUAAACCAUGUCACUUACCUAUUCUUCGCGUUCGCAACCAACCUCCUGGUGGGAUCCUGCCUCGUCUUGGGAGGCAGCCAGGUCGUCGGCGCUCUGUCGGGCGUUAAUGUCUAUGGGGCCUGCUUCCUUAUCCCGCUGGUCGUCGCGGCAUAUGUCAUCGCCGGAGGCCUCAGGAGUACAUUCAUUGCCGACUACGCGCACACGGUGAUCGUUUUCGUGGCAAUUCUUACCUUCGGGUUCAGCAUGUACGCGACGAGUGCGACGGUCGGGAGCAUUGACAAAUUCUAUGACUUGCUCCUUGAGGCCGGCAGGAACAUGCCGAUCUCGGGAAAUGCUCACAACGGAUCGUACUUGACCUUCAAGUCGGAUGAUGGACUCGUUUUCGCAAUCGACUUGCUCGUUGCAGGGUUUUGCACAGUCUGGUUGGACCAGGCCUACUGGCAACGCGCGAUCGCCUCGCGACCCGAGACAUCGGUGAAAGCAUAUUUGUUUGGCGGGAUCGCAUGGUAUGGCAUCCCAUUUGGAUUCGCCACAGCCAUGGGACUCGGCUGCGCAGCAUUGACAUCCAACCCCUCGUUUCCAACAUAUCCCAACCCGCUCUCGGCUGCGCAGAAUGGCAGUGGUCUUUCCGCCCCUUCGGCGGCUAUUGCGUUGAUGGGCAAGGGGGGAGCGGGACUUCUGCUCCUCCUGCUGUUCAUGGCCGUCACGAGUGCGACGAGCGCCGAGUUGAUUGCAGUAUCGAGCCUUGUUACGUUUGACCUGUUCAAAACGUACAUAAAGCCGGCCGCGACUUCUGAUGAGCUCGUACGAAUAAGUCAUUAUGGGAUCAUUGCUUUCUCCAUAAUUCUGGCCUCAUUCUGCUGCGUACUGAACGCUGUUGACAUCAACCUGACCUGGGUGCUUACGGUCCUGGGCGUGAUUGUAGGUGGUGCCUCUAUACCGGUUGGAUUGAUCCUACUAUGGGAGCCAAUGUCGUCUGUAGCAGCCUUGCUCUCGCCAUUGAUUGGAACCGCGCUGGGUCUAGUUGCUUGGUUCGUCGUGACCAGGCUCCGCAGUGGGAGUAUUUCGGUAGAAACGACGGGCGAUGUCACGAACGCCGUUGCUGGAAACGUCACCUCGUGUUGCACCGGUGUCAUCAUGGCGUUCGUGUUGACAUGCCUCUUCCCAUCGAAAUGGGGAGCGACGGAAGCCCGAAGCGACCUUCUGGCAAAGAUCAGACUAGACAAGAUCCUGCAUGGUGUUCCCACUGGUUCGACACAAGACGGAAGAGCUCCCGGAAAUCGUGCUGAAUCGGACUUGGAAAAGGCCAGUGGCACACCUCAUACUGCCUCGGACCCGACACCGGAACCGGUUGCUCCCACGGGGAACGCGAUCGUGGAUUUCCUCGAGGCUUCGUAUUCACAGCCUAUGGAUCCUCAACAAGCCAGGGCCGCAACAAGGCUUGCUUAUGGAUUCAAUAUUGCAUACUGGGCUGUAGCAAUGAUUCUGGUUCCAUUUACAUUUUUCGGCACCGGGUGGGAGAUGACACGAGCGGGUUUCAAGGGAUGGUGUCAGGCUCAGGGAAACCCGCCCGCCGACAACUCCGAUGAAGGGCCGUUCACCCUUCUAGUCUUUCCAUUCUCGCUCUAUUCCAUCAUGGCACGAUUUGCCAUCGAACUUGGAAAAGAAUACCACCGAGGGGCCAAGGGAUUGCCCAAGAUCAUCCUCAAGCUCCUCAAUCUUCACCGAGACGAGAAUCUCUCAGAGUGGUUUCUCACUGAGAUCAACCCGAAUGGUCAGGUGCCCGUCAUGACCCGCGAACGCCGAAACGGGUCGACGAAGCCACAACUUGAAAUUACACCGGAGAGCACGGCGAUUUCAAAAUUCUUCGCAGAGCGCUUCUUUCCGGGCUUGCUCGGAGGCUCGCAUAAAGGAGAAAUUGACAGGCUGUUAGGACAACUGCACCAGAUACAAGCUUUCUCGUUGAGCAUCAAAAGCCCUACAGAGGAGCAGGCGGUAGAAGUACCAGACCCAGGCCUCAACGAGCUGCUCGCCAGAACAAGGAUAUCUGAUAAAUAUCGGCGAGCACUCGAGUAUAAAAAGGAACAGUAA
This is a messenger RNA of Diaporthe batatas, 2490 nucleotides long. RefSeq lists its product as uncharacterized. Gene Ontology annotation, cellular component: plasma membrane. The record is from RefSeq and is a predicted model, not a curated record. The coding region runs from base 1 to 2490 and encodes 829 amino acids. Lineage: Eukaryota; Fungi; Ascomycota; Sordariomycetes; Diaporthales; Diaporthaceae. The transcript is spliced from 4 exons. Gene Ontology annotation, molecular function: urea transmembrane transporter activity. Gene Ontology annotation, biological process: urea transmembrane transport.